GCUGGAGGGGAGAGCAUACUGCCUCAGCUCAGGGCACAAUGAGGUCGCUCCGCUUCAUUGCCGCAGAAGCCCUAGUUUCCCACCCCCUGCUGGCCCAGGACAGCCUGGACAGUAUGGCCUACGACCUCUACCCACUCCUGUUCAAGGCCAGCUACCUGCUGGAGCAGGCGGAAGUGACCCGAGCUGUGCUAGGGUCCUGGCCCCUGGAGGAAUUCCGGCUGGCCGUGCUGCUGGGGCCCAGCACUGAUGACCCGGAGGACCUGCGUGACCGGGCCUGCAGGACCUGCCUGGAGGCCUGCAUUCAGGGCCUGGGUGACCACGUGCUGCGGGGUAGGAGCUGCCGGCUGCAGCUGGCAGACCUCACAGGCAUCCGGGAUGUGCAAGAGCAGCGGUGUCCCUGUGGGAGGGUCCUGGGGAGGUGGGGCCGCACCCAGCUGCUGGCCACUACCUGCUGUGAGCUGCAGGCACAGCCCUGUGUGGCCGGGCACCCCAUUGAGGUCCUGGCCGACCUCUUUGUAACUGACGGAAACUUCCAGGCAGUGGUGCAGGCUCUGCAGCCAGGAGGCCCUGCCCCUCUUCAAGUGCGAUGCCGCUCAUUCCGAGCAGACAGCCUGAGCCCUGGGCAGCUCCUGCUUGUGCUGGGCCUGGUGGGGCCAGCUGCACUGCGCAAGCUAGAGGUGGUGCACAAUGUGCGGCUGCACGCUGGUCACGUGCUACAGCUGCUGGCCCAGGUAGGCUUUCCCCGGCUGGCCUCACUCACUCUACCCACCAAGGCCUUUGAUGCUCCCCCUGACUACACCCCAGCCCCUGAGGGCCAGGACCCCCUCCUUGCCGCCAUCGCCUGGGAGCUGAGCCGCAUGACCCAGCUCACUGAGCUCAGUGUGGCCUUCUCCUCGCUGACAGGGAAGAUCCGGACGCUGCUUGGCCCCCUCAGGACCCCACUGCGAGUGCUGGACCUGGCCAAUUGUGCCCUGAACCAUGCAGACAUGGCCUUCUUGGCAGAUUGUGCCCAUGCCACCCACCUGGAGGUGCUGGACCUCAGUGGACACAACCUGGUCCACUCUCACCCCUCAACCUUCUUCAGGCUGCUACGCCAGGCAGCCCAGACACUGAGGGUACUGACGCUGGAGGACUGCAGCAUCUCAGACAGUCACGUGGGCAUGAUGACCCUGGGGCUGAGCCCCUGCAGCCAGCUCCAGGAGUUCAAGUUCCUGGGGAAUCCCCUGUCUGCCCGUGCCCUCAGAAGCCUCUUUGCUGCACUCUGUGAGCUCCCCAAGCUGCAGCGCAUUGAGUUCCCAGUGCCAAAGGACUGCUACCCUGAGGGCAUGGCCUACCCCCAGGAUGAGCUGGCCAUAUCCAAAUUUGACCAGCAGAAGUACAGUGUGAUUGCUGAGGAGCUGCGCUUGGUGCUGCUGCAGGCAGGCCGGGAGGACAUCCAGGCUUCCACACCACUCUUUGGAAGCUUUGACCCGGACAUUCAGGAAACUAGCAAUGAGCUUGGUGCUUUCUUGCUGCAAGCUUUCAAAAACGCUUUAGAAAACUUUUCUAGAGUACUAAAACAAAUUGAAUAAGCCCUCAAAUCAUGUCCAGAAUGGGUCUUGCAUUUCAGCCUGUGGAGCACCUGGGAUCUGUCCCAGAUAGGAGGCCUGGGCCAUGCAUCUGUCACUGGCAACUUCACUCCCAAAAACACUUCUUAGUGAAAACUGUAGGUGUGCCUGUUGGGUACUGUAGGAGAGGAAGGCCUGCCUUCUAGAUGUGACAGCAGGUGUCCUGGGUGUCACUACAGUAGGAUCCUGGAGCCAAGGAUCCAAGGAAAGGCCACCACAGUAGCAAAGGUGAAGUGCUCGGCCAAGCGCUAGGCCAGAUGGCAGUGGGGACAGAGUCCACCUGCUACACUCCAGUGAGGAUGAGGACAUGAGAGAAAUUAUUGCAGACUAUGUAUAAAAUAAGAAGCAGCCCAUGAAAGCUAACUGAGAAAGACUAAACAUGAAAAGUAAAAAUGAAAAGUGAGCUGGACAGCCCCUGUGCCCAGCAGCGGGUACCACGCACAGCAGCUCCUGUCCUGCCUGCUGCACUAAUGCUCACAAGACAAGGCCUGGGCUGCAGUAGGGUGGCUUCCUCCCCUCGCUGGCAUCCGACUGAGUGAGUGCUGACUCUUGUCCCAUCUCUGCCCAGCAGCCCUCUCUCCGAGCACCAGACCUGGGCUCCGGCUCCUGGGGAGACUGCAGGCUGACACUUGGCGACUUUCAAGGAGGCGCCAAUCAGCAUCAGAGAAAGACGCACUUGGACUUGGUUUCCAUCACAACCU
Messenger RNA from Heterocephalus glaber (naked mole-rat), 2308 nucleotides. It is a transcript of the gene Lrrc14b, whose product is annotated as leucine rich repeat containing 14B. NCBI's taxonomy places the organism in Eukaryota, Metazoa, Chordata, Mammalia, Rodentia, Bathyergidae. The record is from RefSeq and is a predicted model, not a curated record. Gene Ontology annotation, cellular component: cytoplasm.